Rubroshorea leprosula is the source of this 849-nucleotide messenger RNA. NCBI's taxonomy places the organism in Eukaryota, Viridiplantae, Streptophyta, Magnoliopsida, Malvales, Dipterocarpaceae. The record is from the annotation of a GenBank genome assembly.
GGGGGCCGAACUCGAAGGCAUCAUGGCACGGAGCUAUAGCCACAGGCACACAGGAGGUGUGUGCAGCGUCCAGGGGACAUGCCAUGUAGUGUCGUGGAGUGCGAGCGCGGACAUGAGGAUAGGCGCGAGCACGAUCAUGGGUGCCAGUGGAAGAGUGGAUGCGGGUAUGUGGGACGCGGGUGUCGAUGUCGCGACACGGGGUUGCGAUUACGGCACUAUACAUUCAAGGACUCAAGCGCAAGGUGGAUCGCUCGAGACACAGUGGGCCUUACCAGCGGAGGCGUCGAUACUGGGGCCGUGGCAUGAGGUUGCGGACAGGACAUGCAUGAGCAUGCAGAAGCAGUCAGGGGCGACUUGCGUGGGUGCGCGAGAGUGUCCUAGGCCGAGACACGGGUGCACACACGGGCCACCUGGGUCGAGAUGCUGGCACGCAUGGGGGCGGACAGGCUCGAGGCACUGGCACGCACGGGAGCGGCCAGGAGUGUCCAUAGAGCGUGUCAUGUGUGCAGCUGAAGAAGUGUCGACACGCGAGAAAUACACGUGGAUAUGGUGUCGAUACCUUUGCAGCGGACUGGAGCAAACCAGAACUCUCUAGAAGCUGCUGGGCGUGCGGGAACAGUACCAGACAGGGGUCUGGAUGGGCUUGUUGGGCCAAGCCCAACCUCGGGUUUCUCCUAAGGCCUUGUAGAUAAUUCUAGAAUAGGGGAUUCUAGAAUAAUGUAGGCUUAGGAGGGAGAAUGGAGAAUGUUCUGGAAUUGUACAUAUGAGGGGAAUUGUGUGGAGUGUUCUAGAGACCUCACCUGUAGAGGGGCUUAGGCCUGAUCUCUUCUAUAAAUAGGGGUGGCUUUA